GCCAAUCACCGACUGUGACCUUUGAACUAUCCAGAGAGAGCGAGAGAGAUCGAGAUCGAGAUCUAAGUCCUGAAAUCCUUCUUUCACAUUUCAUUCUCUAACAAAAUAGUCCCCUUUUUUUUUCCCCACCUUUUCACUCUUCCAUUUCCACACAAACCUCAAAAAUCACAUUUUUGGUGUUCUUGAAAACAUGUUUUCACUACUCCAAGCUAGCCUGGAUAACUUGGAGAGAUCCACGCUUGUUCUUCCCGCCACCAUGCUCACUAAACCCAACCAAAAGAGAUGGCACAUGGCAUUUGCUGCCAUCUACUGCUCUAGGGCCUUCUCUACCACCCUCUUGAAAAAACCCAGAAAGAAAUCCCCUGUCUCAUCAAACAGAGUACUAUUCAUUGAUGUUUUCGAACCGCACCCCUGCUUUCCGAAAAUCGAUCCAUCGGUCCUUGCGGGAAUUGUGAAGCAGAAAAACCUGGACCGGCUUGGGAAGUGCGACGGGGUCGAGGGACUGGCUUGCGGUCUCGAAACAAAUUUGGAGAAUGGGAUUAGCGGGGAUUCCGAGGAUGUUUCGCGACGAAGCGAAGCGUUUGGAUCGAACACUUACCAAAGGCCGCCGAUGAAAAGUUUGUGGUAUUUUGUGUGGGAGGCUUUGAGAGAUCCAACCAUUUUGAUACUUUUAGUAUGUGCUGCGCUUUCGCUUGGAUUUGGCAUCAAGGAACAUGGCCUGAAGGAUGGAUGGUACGACGGAGGAAGCAUAUUUGUUGCAGUCUUUCUGGUCAUAGCAGUCUCAGCACUGAGCAAUUUCAGGCAGAAUAAACAGUUCGUUAAGUUAUCCAAAGUAAGCAACAACAUCCAAGUCGACGUCGUGAGGAACGGAAGGCGGCAACAAGUUUCCAUUUUCGAGAUUGUCGUGGGAGAUGUGGUUUGCUUGAAGAUUGGUGACCAAGUUCCGGCCGAUGGGUUGUUCAUCGACGGGCACUCGUUGCUAGUAGAUGAAUCCAGCAUGACUGGGGAAAGCGACCACGUCGAAGUUGAUCUUACACAGAACCCAUUCUUGCUCUCUGGCACCAAGGUAGCUGAUGGGUUUGGUCGGAUGUUAGUCACCUCAGUCGGAAUGAACACAACAUGGGGAGAAAUGAUGAGCACAAUUAGCAAUGACUCCAACGAACAAACCCCUCUUCAAUCCAGGCUCAACACACUCACCUCAUCCAUCGGGAAAGUCGGUUUACUCGUCGCUUUCUUGGUCCUCGUCGUCUUACUAAUCCGGUACUUCACCGGAAACACACAAGAUGAAAAUGGGAACACAGAGUACAAUGGCACCAAGACCAAAGCCGACGACAUCAUAAACUCUGUUGUUGCAAUCAUAGCUGCUGCAGUGACUAUAGUGGUCGUCGCGAUUCCAGAAGGGUUGCCUUUGGCUGUGACUCUCACUUUGGCUUACUCGAUGAAGCGGAUGAUGAGUGACAACGCCAUGGUUCGCAAGCUCUCUGCUUGCGAAACAAUGGGUUCGGCCACCACUAUUUGCACGGACAAAACCGGAACUCUCACACUUAACCAAAUGAAGGUGACAAAGUUCUGGCUUGGCCAGGACUUCGUAAACGAAAAUGGUUCCUCUUCUCUUGCAGCCAGUGUGGUUGAAUUGCUACACCAAGGUGUUGGUUUGAACACGACUUGUUCAGUUUACAAGUCCAUUUCCGGGUCUGAGUUUGAGUUCACUGGUAGCCCUACGGAAAAGGCAAUUCUUUCUUGGGCUGUUUUGGAACUGAACCUGGAUAUGGAGGGACUUAAGCAGAGUUGUGAGACUGUACAUGUUGAAGCAUUCAACUCAACGAAGAAAAGAAGUGGCAUUUUGAUGAGGAAGAAGGGUGAAAACACGAUGAGUGUGCACUGGAAAGGGGCAGCAGAGAUGGUACUGGCAAUGUGCUCGAAUUACUACGAUGUCUCUGGAAACAUCAAGGUUUUGGAUGAUUUUGAAAGGAAGAAAUUUGAUCAAAUAAUCCAAGGUAUGGCUGCUAGUAGCCUACGGUGCAUCGCUUUUGCACACAAGCAAGUUCCAGAACAAGAAAAUGAAGAGGGAAAAAUCCAUAUAGAGGAAAACUGUUUAACCCUUUUGGGGCUAGUUGGUUUGAAGGAUCCGUGUCGCCCGGGUGUGAAAAAAGCGGUGGAAGAGUGUCAAUACGCAGGAGUGAACGUGAAAAUGAUCACGGGUGACAAUAUUUUCACGGCUAGAGCGAUAGCAACCGAAUGUGGGAUACUCAAGCCUAACCAGGACAUGGAAAGUGGAGCAGUGGUAGAAGGGGUGGAAUUCAGGAACUACACACCAGAGGAACGAAUGGAGAAGGUUGAUAAAAUAUGCGUGAUGGCGAGAUCUUCUCCAUUCGACAAACUCCUAAUGGUACAAUGCUUGAGACAAAAAGGGCACGUGGUGGCAGUCACAGGUGACGGAACCAACGAUGCGCCAGCACUGAAAGAAGCCGAUAUAGGCCUUUCGAUGGGGAUACAGGGGACCGAAGUGGCGAAAGAGAGCUCCGACAUUGUCAUUUUAGAUGACAAUUUCGGGUCCGUGGCCACUGUUUUAAGGUGGGGGAGAUGUGUUUAUACCAACAUUCAAAAGUUCAUUCAGUUCCAGCUCACUGUGAAUGUUGCUGCCCUUGUCAUCAACUUUGUUGCCGCGGUUUCAGCCGGAGAGGUCCCACUUUCCGCGGUUCAAUUGUUAUGGGUUAACUUGAUUAUGGACACAUUGGGAGCAUUGGCUUUAGCAACUGAAAAACCCACAAAGGAGCUAAUGGAGAAACCACCAGUGGGUCGAACAAAGCCUCUCAUAACCAACGUUAUGUGGAGGAACUUGCUCUCUCAGGCAGCUUAUCAAAUCGCGGUCCUGCUUACAUUACAAUUCAAAGGCGAAGCGACCUUCAAUGUGAGUUCGAAAGUCAACGACACUAUGAUCUUCAAUGUUUUCGUACUGUGUCAAGUGUUCAACGAAUUCAACGCGAGGAAACUCGAGAAGAAGAAUGUGUUUGAGGGAAUUCACAAGAGCAAGUUGUUUUUGGUGAUUGUUGGAUUGACGAUUGUGCUUCAAGUGGUGAUGGUGGAGUUCUUGAAGAAGUUCGCGGAUACGGAGAGGUUGAAUUGGUGGCAGUGGGGAGUUUGUGUUGGGUUUGCUUCAGUUUCUUGGCCUAUUGGAUGGACUGUGAAAUGGAUUCCUGUUCCAGAGAAGCCAUUUCUCAGCUAUCUCAAAUGGGGGAAUUCAAAAGCUGUGUGAAUAAGAUCAGUUAGGUUUUCGGUGUUUGAUUAUGUCGUUGGUCUCGGGAGUUUUUCAAAGGGAAGGGGAGUUCAAGUUCUUUAAUGUGUAAAGAAUUACAGUAGUUUAUUUUAUUUAGAACUAUACAUCUCUUUAUUAUGGAACUGGAGAAAUACAGUUGUAUUUAUUGGAAUAUUUAUCAUAGCAUAUUUCCUUACUCUUUGUAAC
Molecule: messenger RNA, 3463 nt
Organism: Rhododendron vialii
Lineage: Eukaryota; Viridiplantae; Streptophyta; Magnoliopsida; Ericales; Ericaceae
Product: putative calcium-transporting ATPase 13, plasma membrane-type
Exons: 3
Coding region: 191-3256 (1021 amino acids)
Biological process (GO): calcium ion transmembrane transport
Cellular component (GO): intracellular membrane-bounded organelle; membrane
Molecular function (GO): ATP hydrolysis activity; ATP binding; P-type calcium transporter activity
Source: RefSeq, a predicted model, not a curated record